Messenger RNA from Mandrillus leucophaeus (drill), 1721 nucleotides. RefSeq names its product sialic acid binding Ig-like lectin 6 (gene SIGLEC6). Gene Ontology annotation, cellular component: plasma membrane. Gene Ontology annotation, molecular function: sialic acid binding. The record is from RefSeq and is a predicted model, not a curated record. NCBI's taxonomy places the organism in Eukaryota, Metazoa, Chordata, Mammalia, Primates, Cercopithecidae. The transcript has 8 exons. Bases 190 to 1527 code for a protein of 445 amino acids. Gene Ontology annotation, biological process: cell adhesion.
AAGGUUUCCGUCUGCUCUGUGCAGAGGGAGUGGAGCUCCGACGGCCUGUGGCUUCUGUGGCUUCCUCUUCUGUGAAUCGCCAACAUCACGCGCUCCUCCCCAGCCACCCGUUCCUCCCCGCAGUCCUUCCCCUCCACUCCCUUCCCAUUCUCUGCUCACGCAGGGAGCCCAGGAAGCCUCGCCUCAGAGAUGCUACCGCUGCUGCUGCUCCUGCUGUGGGCAGGGGCCCUGGCUUGGGAGCAGAGAUUCCGGCUGGAGGGACCAGAGUUGUUGACGGUGCAGGAGGGUCUGUGUGUCCUCCUACCCUGCAGAUUGCCCCCUAUCUAUUCACUCCGAUACAUUUAUUAUGGCUACUGGUUCCUGGAAGGGGCUGAUGUUCCAGUGGCCACAAAUGACCCACAUGAAGAAGUGCAGGAGGAGACCCGGGGCCGAUUCCACCUCCUCUGGGAUCUCAGCAGUAAGAACUGCUCCCUGAGGAUCAGAGAUGCCCGGAGGAGGGACACUGCUGUAUACUUCUUUCAGUUGAAGCAGAAAUGGCCAAAUUUUGGUUACACAUCUUAUGUAUCUUCCAAGCUCUCUGUGUGUGUGUUGGCCCUGACCCACAGGCCCAGCAUCUCCAUCCCAGGGACCCUGGAGUCCGGCUGUUCCAGGACCCUGAACUGCUCUGUGCCCUGGGCCUGUGAGCAGGGGACGCCCCCCAUCUUCUCCUGGAUGUCAGCUGCCCCCACCUCCCUGGGCCCCAGGACCACCCAGUCCUCGGUGCUCACGAUCACCCCACGGCCCCAGGACCACAGCACCAACCUCACCUGUCAGGUGACGUUCCCUGGAGUCGGUGUGACCAUGGAGAGAACCAUCCAGCUCAAUGUCUCCUAUGCUCCACAGAAAGUGACUGUCAGCAUCUUCCAAGGAAAUAGCACAGCCCUCAAAAUCCUGCAAAACACCUCGUCCCUCCCCGUCCUGGAGGGCCAGGCUCUGCGGCUGCUCUGUGAUGCUGACGGCAACCCCCCUGCGCACCUGAGCUGGUUCCGGGGCUUCCCUGCCCUGAACGCCACACUCAUCUCCAAUACCGGGGUCCUGGAGCUGUCGCAAGUAGGGUCUGCAGAAGAAGGAGGUUUCACCUGCCGCGCUCAGCACCCUCUGGGCUCCCUGCAAAUCUCUCUGAGUCUCUUUGUGCAAUGGAAACCAGAAGGCGGGGUUAGUGGUGUCCUGGGAGCAGUCUGGGGAGCUGGCACCACAGCCCUGGUUUUCCUCUGUGUUGGUUUCAUCUUCAGAGUGAAGACCAGAAGGAAGAAAGCAGCCCAGCCAGUGCAAAACAUGGAUGAUAUGAACCCCGUCAUGGUCUCAGGCUCCAGGGGUCAUCAGCACCAGUUCCAGAGAGGCAUAGUUUCAGACCACCCUGCUGAGGCUGACCCCGUCUCAGGAGAUGAGCAGGAGCUCCACUAUGCUUUCCUACGCUUCCACAAGGUGCAGCUUCAGGAACCAGAGGUCACCAACACUGAAUACUCAGAAAUCAAGAUACGCAAGUGAGGAAUUGUCCAAAGCCAUAACCUUGAUUGGAGACAACAUGGUACCUCUCAGUGUAUUGGUUACUAGGGCUGCCGCAGCAACGUACCACAGACUGAGUGAUGUAAACACAGAACUUUAUUUUCUUACAGUUUUAGAUGUUAGAGGUCUGAGAACAAGGUGUUAUCAGGGUUGGUUCCUUCUAAGGCCUCUCUUGU